Alternaria novae-zelandiae is the source of this 1098-nucleotide messenger RNA. RefSeq lists its product as uncharacterized. Gene Ontology annotation, molecular function: nucleotide binding; oxidoreductase activity. Bases 1 to 1098 code for a protein of 365 amino acids. The record is from RefSeq and is a predicted model, not a curated record. Lineage: Eukaryota; Fungi; Ascomycota; Dothideomycetes; Pleosporales; Pleosporaceae. The transcript is spliced from 3 exons. Gene Ontology annotation, biological process: NADPH regeneration. Gene Ontology annotation, cellular component: cytoplasm.
AUGGCACCCGCGAUCCGCAGACUCCGUAUUGCCGUCGCAGGCCUCGGCCGCAUGGGCGCUCGCCAUGCCAACCACUUCCUCCACCGCACACCCAAGGCUGAACUCGUAGCCGCAUUCACACCCGCUGAAAACGAGAUUGCAUGGGCAAAGGAGAAUCUCGAGCCAUGGGGCGUCAAGAUCUACACCGACUACGACGAGAUGUUGAAGCACGAGGGUCUCGAGGCUGUCUGUGUAGCUACCGUUACCACAGUCCACGCCGAGCAGACAAUCAAGGCGAUUGAAGCUGGUAAGCACGUAUUGUGUGAAAAGCCGCUCAGCACCAAGUUGGACGUGGUCCACCAAGUCCUCGACACCGCAAAGCGCAACCCGCACGUCAAAGUCAUGUGUGGUUUCUCCCGCCGCUUCGACUCCUCCUACCUCAAUGCCUACAACAUGACUCUCAACGGCGACAUCGGCCGUCCCACGAUCCUGCGCUCACAAACCUGCGACAAAUACGACCCCUCGGGUUUCUUCGUCGCCUACGCCGAGUUCUCGGGCGGCAUAUUCGUCGACUGCAACAUCCACGACAUCGACCUCGCGCUAUGGUACUUCUCCGCCGAAACACGCGGCCGCACCCUGCCCCUCGUAAAAUCCGUCAUGGCCGUCGGCGUCACAGCCCUCGAACCCGACCUAGCCAAACACGGCGACGUCGACAACGGCGUCGGCGUCGUAGAAUUCCACUCCGGGCAAAUCGCCUACUUCUACAGCUCGCGCAUGAACGCCCCUGGCCAGCACGACAUGACUGAAAUCAUCGGCACAAAGGGCAAGUUGGCUGUGAAUUCAAACCCCAUGACGGGUUUGCUGGAGAGCCAUAUGAGCAAUGGGAUUAAUAGGGAGAUACCGCAGAAUUAUUAUGAGAGGUUUGAACAGGCGUUUGUGGAGGAGGCAAGGCAGUUUACGGAUGCGGUGCUUGAGGGGGGUGAGGUGCCGGUGGAUUUGCAGAGUAGCAUGGAGGCGGUUAAGAUUGGGGUUGCGUUGCAGGAUAGUUUGAGGAGUGGAAGGAAGAUCUUUUUUGAUCAGCAGGGUAAUCGCGUUGAUGAUGCGAGGGCGAAGUUGUAG